AUGUCCAUUGAUAUAGAUAGCGCAAGAGUAAGCUGGCGACUUGCCUUAUUCAAGUCGGUGAAAAAACGAACAAAGUCUAUUGCUGAUCCAGUCCUGAUGGCCUUUGAGGAUUCGGUACAUUAUCAGAUAAACACUGAAGAUGGGAGGGUGGAGUGGUCCAGCCUAACACCGGGUAAUGGACUUGUUUAUUUGGGGGAGCAGCCUGGUCGCCCAUUCUCGAUCUCAAUGUUCCACCAAUUGCAUUGCCUCGAUAUUAUACAAGAGGAUAUUGUUGGAGCAGACAGCAAUGCGGCUCUGAGCUGUCACUGCCUCAACUACUUACAUCAGAUGAUAAUGUGUCGCAGUGAUGCUCAGCUGGAAAACAUACUAUUGACAAGCAAGGAAGAUUCAUUACAACCAUUUUUUGUGCGACCUGGGACAUAUGUGUGUAAUAAUUGGAAUUCUGUAUUGGAGGAAGUGAAGAAGAACCAGGCUGGAGCUGAGCACUGA
This is a messenger RNA of Suillus discolor, 489 nucleotides long. RefSeq lists its product as uncharacterized. NCBI's taxonomy places the organism in Eukaryota, Fungi, Basidiomycota, Agaricomycetes, Boletales, Suillaceae. The coding region runs from base 1 to 489 and encodes 162 amino acids. The transcript has 3 exons. The record is from RefSeq and is a predicted model, not a curated record. Gene Ontology annotation, biological process: mycotoxin biosynthetic process.